AUGGCCAUUCCACAGAUACAGGGCGCUAAAAGGGCGGGGGCCCCGCUGAUAGAUGGAGACCAGCACGCACCAGAUACUACCAGUGCACCAGAGCAAGCAGUCAAACGAGCCAAAAAGCACCCGUUCGACACCCUCGCGCUCGGAAAGAUGGGAUACGACUUUAAAAUACCAGCGAUCAUUGCCAGAAUCCGUACUAAUUCGGCUCAGCCCUUCGACGUGGGCAUGGGGUUAGGGGUGAUGCUGUACCACAUCGUUCCGUUGAUAUCAACGCACUUGGAAAAUCCUAUGGAGUUCCACAACAAGGCGCCAACAGCCUUGCAAUGGGCAACUGAGUUCGUCGAAGCGGUUGAUCAGUAUAUCGCAUACUUGCGUCUUACGGAUGGUUGCUCAGAGAAAUUUCCUAAUGAUGCAACCGUCGAUCGCAAGAGUCGACGGCCACGGCGCAAAUACAUGGGGCGGUAUACCCACCUCGUCGAGAAUGCUUAUAAGAACCAUGUCCGCGAACAGCUCUGCGACAUGUUCCAAUCGUGGAGCAAGGUGCAAACGCAGCUCUUCAACAAGGGUAUGGAUAAAGCUCUCUCGGGAAUACAGUGGGUCGUCUACCCGCAAGAAAAUGUGGUUCUGGCUGCUGGCGACGACGAGUGGACGAUUUGGCUUCGCGGAAGGUGCGAAGAGCUAGGCAUGAUUGAAGCAAGGGCGGAGAGGAAGGUGUUUGAGGAUAUUUAG
Molecule: messenger RNA, 726 nt
Organism: Alternaria viburni
Lineage: Eukaryota; Fungi; Ascomycota; Dothideomycetes; Pleosporales; Pleosporaceae
Exons: 1
Coding region: 1-726 (241 amino acids)
Source: RefSeq, a predicted model, not a curated record